CAUUGAUUCCGGAAACGUAGUUAAUUUAAGUGCUGUGCUGCCAGUUCGCAUUCAUUUCAUUCGUUGGUCGCUCAUUCCCGACUUAUACUGCGCCGCCAUCUUUCUUUUUCACACAAGUCUUGUUGCAGAAGUUUGAAACUAAAUAAUGGGCACUGUUGAGCGAACUGGUGAUGCCACCUCCGAGGUGGAGUCAGGAGAGGAAGACGAAAUCGUCGGCGGCGGUGAAUUGGCAGCGCAUUUAAUGAGCAGCCGUAUCACCCGCAAUGAAAUGCUAGCCGCCAUAACGAAUCGUCUGCAUGCUGAAGCGAUCGCCUCUCUGCCGCCCAAUGUCCGUCGGAGAAUCAGAGCUCUGAGGUCCUUGCAGAAGGAGUUUGUAGAUAUCGAGGCAAAAUUCUACUCUGAAGUCCAUGCUCUCGAGUGCAAGUAUGAGAAAAUGUAUAAGCCGCUAUUUGAAAAGCGAGCUCAAAUUGUAAAUGGUUCAUAUGAACCUACAGACAACGAGUGCUUGAACCCCUGGCGUGACGACUCUGAGGAGGAGGAAUUGGCAAAGGCUGUGGAGAAGGCGGCCAUCGCUGAGGGGGAUGACAAACACGAAGACAACACACCCGCACAACCUCCGAUGGACCCCAACGUCAAAGGGAUACCAGACUUUUGGUACACCAUCUUCAAAAAUGUGUCCAUGUUGUGCGAAAUGAUGCAAGAACACGAUGAACCUAUAAUUAAAAGCUUACAAGAUAUUAAGGUGCAAAUGCACAACGAUCCCAUUGGGUUCACGCUAGAGUUCCACUUUGCUCCCAACGACUACUUCACGGACACGGUGCUAACAAAAGAGUAUUACAUGAAAUGCAAACCCGAGGAGGACAACCCAUUGGAAUUCGAAGGACCCGAGAUUUAUUCAUGCAAGGGUUGCAAGAUUAAUUGGAAUAAGGGUAAAAAUGUUACCGUGAAGACAAUCAAAAAGAAGCAGAAACACAAGUCCCGUGGCUCGGUGCGUACAGUCACCAAGUCUGUUCAGGCCGACUCCUUCUUCAACUUCUUCGCUCCACCUGUCAUGCCCGAAGAUCCUAACUCCACCCUGGCCUCUGAUACCCAGGCUCUUUUAACGGCGGAUUUCGAGGUCGGUCAUUACAUUCGCGAGCGAGUGGUGUCCCGGGCCGUGCUCCUGUACACUGGCGAGGGCCUGGACGAAGACGACGACGAUGACUAUGAGGAGGAGGAGGAUUCGUAUUCAGACGACGACUCCGGCACCGAGGAGGUUUCCGAUGCCGAGGAUUGAUCGCGCCGCCGCCCCACGUAAUGUCCGACUGUCUCGAUCCUAACGUGUCUUGAAUCAUAUCCCUCUCAUAUCUCUUACCAAAUAUCUCGGUCGCACGGCGGUGACAAGGAUGCUCUAGCGUGGUGUCGCAGGAGACGCUCCGGGCCGAGCCGCGGAGACGCGCUGUCGAUGAUCGAACGUUCUAGAGCUGUCUCCUGUUAGCGAUCCAGUGCUUUUAUAUUUUGGAUAGUCAUUUUAUAAAUUGUUAGUUUUUGAGCUAGACUUAGUUAAGUUGUACUUCUCGCGCUCGUCCCGCCCUAUGCAUGGUUUAUCUUUUCAGUAGAUAAAUAUGUUUUAGCGGCCAUUUUUUAUAUACGGCUCUGUGAGAGCUCCGUUUUUUUUGUCUGUGGGAAGCGAGAAGUGUAAUUGUGCCUUUAUAAUUGUAAUGCAUGUUACAUGUUUUUAUUACGAUACUAUUAUUGCAUUUCUAGUUUAGUUAUACAAUUCUCGUUUUUAUUUAUUAUACAUUAAUAUUAUUGUAAUAGUGUGUAUUUUGUUUACGGAUUUUACGUAUUCGUCUGUGUACUAUUAAAUUUAAUGUGAUAUUUUUAACCUGUUAAGGCUACCGAUGUUUCCUAUUUAACGAAAUUGUAAGUCUGUCAUUCCACUAGGCGGAGAGGCGGCGACGAACCGCGUUCGGUGCUUUCGAAUCUCUAUUAGUGCCAAAUCGAAUUCUAUCAUCGACGGAACAUCAUUUAAUGUGAUCUUCCUCGUGAGUUGUCUGUGACUGUAGCGGAUCGGUCGCUGGUCGGAGAGAGUAGAUUUAUAUUUUUAUUUAUAUAACUAUUAUAUCGCGAGCAUAAUAAUAACCGGCUUCCGGGAGCGGUCGUCGGGCGAGCUUCAUGCUAGCACCGCGUCCAACCGUUGACAUUAAACAAAUUGUAAGCUUUUCA
Molecule: messenger RNA, 2208 nt
Organism: Danaus plexippus (monarch butterfly)
Lineage: Eukaryota; Metazoa; Arthropoda; Insecta; Lepidoptera; Nymphalidae
Product: nucleosome assembly protein 1-like 1
Exons: 9
Coding region: 146-1276 (376 amino acids)
Biological process (GO): nucleosome assembly
Cellular component (GO): chromatin; nucleus
Molecular function (GO): chromatin binding; histone binding
Source: RefSeq, a predicted model, not a curated record